AUGCGGUGGGAUGAAAAGGAUACUCAACAAUGCGAUAUUCGUGCAUGUGCGCAAUGGACACCAUGGGGAGACUGGUCGACAUGCGACAAGGACUGUGGUCCGGGUAAGAAGACAAGACGGCGUGAAUGCGUAACUUCGGAAGGAGAUGCAUCAAGCAGAUGUGAAGGAGAUGCCGUGGAUCACUCAGUAUGCCUUGUGCAAGCAUGUUGUCAAUGGACAACAUGGAAUGAUUGGAGCAGUUGCGAUCGUGAUUGUGGAGGAGGACGAUUAACACGAUCAAGGAUGUGUCUGAGACCUGGAACGGAUGACAGCAGUGGAUGCGAUUGUGCUGGUUAUGAUCGUGAACAAAUGUCUUGCAACGAACAUCACUGUGCGCCGAUCCCUUACGAAUACGAAGCUGAACCCGAGUUCCCACCUGAAUCUGUGUAUCAACCUCAGCCAGUAACCCAGCCACAACUGCAACCACUACCUCUAACUACCAUAGCACCUACUCAUCUAGGAACUCAACCUGCCGUGAUCAGAAAACAACUCAUACACCAUCAUCGUCCUACACCCGUUUAUAAGCCAGGACCAGUGAUAAUACCUGUACGAGUUCCGUAUUAUAUCAAACCAGUCACAAGAACAGAAGUUGGUAGUACUGCUGCAACCACUGGACUGUCAUGCCAAUGGUCUGAAUGGUGGGGAUGGAAUCAGCACGCCGGUGGAGAUUUGAGAAGAUCGAGGGCUUGCAUUGGUGAUAAUGAUUGCGUAUGUUAUGGACCAGCCGUUCAAGAAGCUGUUUGCUCGGAAUGUGCGGAGAAUGUGGAAUGUGUUGAGGCUUGCAAGAAGAAAUGA
Messenger RNA from Anisakis simplex (herring worm), 834 nucleotides. The record is from the annotation of a GenBank genome assembly. Lineage: Eukaryota; Metazoa; Nematoda; Chromadorea; Rhabditida; Anisakidae.